Messenger RNA from Notodromas monacha, 1050 nucleotides. The record is from the annotation of a GenBank genome assembly. NCBI's taxonomy places the organism in Eukaryota, Metazoa, Arthropoda, Ostracoda, Podocopida, Cyprididae.
AUGGACCCCGAAAGGCGGGUACUGGUGUUGUACAUUGAUGUAACUCGAUUGCGUCGAAAUGAGCAGCUUGCUGUUUGCUGUGUUGUUGUGUUGAUCUCAAGUCUGAUCUAUGGAUAUCUUCUGGAACUUAUCCUGGUCAGUAAGAAAAUGAGCGAUCACAGUUGGUUUUUGAGCUUAUUGUUGUUUGCUGGAUACUCAUUCAUUUCAUGGACCGAAGCUCUUCUUACCAAGAAAACGAUCGGGAGGAAUAUCCCGAUGCUCCCCUUGAUGUUGCUGGGUGUCUCAUCGGUUGUCACGAUAGGAUUUUCGAACAGUGCACUUGCGUACUUGAAUUAUCCGACUCAAGUGAUAUUCAAAUCGUGUAAGUUGAUCCCCGUCAUGAUCGGUGGCGUUUUCAUCAUGCAAAAGAAAUAUGGACUGCUGGACGUAUUAGCUUGUGUGUUGAUGUCCAUAGGAUUAGCUGCUUUGUGCGAGCACCCACCGAAAAGUCCUCAACAGUACUACUAUAGUGCUCUAACUGCGGAUGCCGUAAUUGGAAAUCUGCAGGAGAAAGCCAUGAAGAAUUACGAAGCGUCAUCUGUUGAAAUCAUGUGCCUUUCUUUUGCGGUUGGAGGGUGCUUAAUUUUUUUUUAUCUUUUAUUGAUCGGAAAUCUCUUUCCCGCAAUUGAAUGGGUUUUCUCGAAUCCCGACUGCUGGUUGCCUUUGUUGGCAUUGAUCGUGACAGGAUAUAUCAGCGUUGAAACUGUUCUGGUACUCGUGAAGCAAUUCGACGCUCUAGUCGCUGUGACUGUCACAAAUCUACGAAAGGUGUUUUCGUUGGUGCUUUCUUUCCUCGUCUUCGCAAAACCCUUCUCGAUGAACUACGUUUGGUCGGGGAUUCUAGUCGCGAUUGGUGUAUACUUGAAUGUAUUCAGCAAACGCUUGCAAAAGCAGCCGUCGAAACCGCUAUUGCCGAUUCUUCAAAGAAAUUCCAAAACUGAGGUCGUAGGAGAGACUGCAGUGUCUUCAGACGGCAUCAAAUACGACUCCUUGGACAUCAUGAAUGCCUAA